Messenger RNA from Leguminivora glycinivorella, 740 nucleotides. RefSeq names its product pulmonary surfactant-associated protein D-like. The transcript has 4 exons. NCBI's taxonomy places the organism in Eukaryota, Metazoa, Arthropoda, Insecta, Lepidoptera, Tortricidae. Bases 71 to 511 code for a protein of 146 amino acids. The record is from RefSeq and is a predicted model, not a curated record.
UGUGCCAAAUAUGAUGUUUCAUUCGAAAAUGAGUUCUACACAGAAUCUGCGGAAAAAGAAGUGACACAGAAUGUACAAGGGCUUCAUGCACGACUCUUCUCUUUCUGAACAUACUCUAACAUCAAAUAUAACAACGUUGCAUUUAGGCCAGGAGGUCUCGGCGGUAAUGGAUCCCGGAUACGAAUACAUCGACAAAGAGAACACUUGGUUGCGCCUACAUAUCGCCCCUGCUGCUUGGCAGGAUGCCUUCCUCCGCUGCAAGACCGAAGGUGGUAUAUUAGCAUCCCCUUCGAACGCUGAGUUGUCAAAAGCGAUGCUAUCGAUGAUGACCACACACAAUGUGUUUUCUCUCGGUGCAUUCACGGGUAUACACGAUCUUAUCUCUGAGGGUGACUUCAUGUCCCUUGACGGCGUUCCAGUCACCCAUAUAGAGUUGGAUUGGGUUAAAGGGGAACCUAGCGACAAGAAUGCAGAAGAAAAUUGUGUGGUACUGACUGACUGGAUUGGGUGAAGUAACAGAUGAGCAAUGCACAAAAAGUACCCCUACUUCUGUCGUAAGGAAAAUGCCACGACGUUUGUCAACCAAAAGUGUAAUACUACUGCUGCUGGUUACGAAUAUAAGCAUAACACUGGGAGCUGCUACAAGUUCCACCGGGUCGCCCAAACCUGGCAUCGCGCUGCUAGAAUAUGUCAUGCAGAAGGGGGACAUCUGGCUAUUAUUAACAGCAAAAAGGAAUCGC